GUCACACGGAAAUAUCUUAAAUAUAUGCCGUCUUGCAGGCUCAGGAAUAGCGGAUUCAAGUGACAGGAUGCCGUAUCCCCGGUAGCAUGUAGUACAUUAAUAGUGAACUUCGUUCUUCGGAACUCAGUCUGUGGUGCGAGGUGCUGGUGAUGUCUCGGAAGUACGAACACUAUGACGAAACAUUUGAUAUCAGUCGCGUCGGUGCUGGUCAUGGCUGUUUUACAUCAUGUAUGGGCGUCAAGGAUCCUGGCCAUAUGUCCAACGAGUUCGAUCAGCCAUCAAAUCGUGUUUCGUGGGCUGACAAUGGCUCUGAAGGAGCGAGGCCACGAGCUUGUCGUCGUAACGACGGACCCAGUCGACGAUCCGGGCUUGAAAAACUACACCGAGAUAAGCAUCAACUUUCUAUACAAGGACUUUAUUCAACAUGUGGAUUGGGUUACUAACCGGAAACACGAAACCUGGUUCGACGUAGUUGCCAAUUGGGCUCCCGCGUUCAACUCGCAGGUUGAUCGCAUCCUCAACCUACCAGAACUCAGGAACCUCUACGCACCGGAUAGUGGGGAAAAGUUUGACCUACUAAUUAUCGAGGCGCUUUAUUAUCCUGCAUUUUUACCACUCGGUAAACGAUUUGACGUUCCAGUUAUAGGUCUAACGUCUCUGGGGUUGACUACCAAUAUUCAUUACGCAAUUGGUAAUCCAGUACUGUCCUCUCAUCCGUCACACUGGGACGCUGGGAAGGCUGUGCUGGGAGAGUUGACGCUGUGGCAAAGACUAAAGAAUUUCGUGAGGAUAUGGAGAUAUCUGUACCGUUACCAAAGCGCUAUCAUUUCGACGCAACAGGAGGUAGCAUGGAAAUAUUUUGGAAAUGAUGUACCUGAUCUCCGAGAUCUUGAAAAAAACAUCAGCUUGAUUUUCGUUAAUCAGCAAGCGCCCAUUUCAUACCUCAGACCUAAUACUCCCAGGAUUAUCGAAAUUGGUGGAUUCCACGUCUCGAAGCAGGUGAAACCUCUCUCGAAGGAUCUUCAGAGGACCUUAGACAAAGCCACGCAAGGCUUCAUAUACAUGAGCCUUGGAUCAAAUGUCAAAAGUUCCAUGUUGAGUAAUGAAAUACGAGAUGAAUUCAUCGCAACAUUUUCAAAAUUGCCCUACACCGUUAUCUGGAAAUACGAGGAUGAGUUUCUUCCCGGCCUGCCAGAGAACGUGAUAAUCAUGAAGUGGACCCCGCAGCAGUCUAUUUUAGCGCAUCCGAAUAUAAAAGCUUUCAUAUACCAAGGAGGUCUACAAAGUACAGAGGAAGCGAUUUCUCACAUCGUUCCCGUUAUCGGGUUACCAGUAUUUGCUGACCAGGACAUGAUGGUGGAGAAAAUGGUGUCUUUAGGAGUUGGGAAAAAGUUGGAAAUCCUUACUCUGAACAGGGCAGAUUUACUCGAAGCGAUACACUCAGUUGUGAGGGACAGCAGCUACAAGCAACGUAUGCUGAAUUUGCGUGACUUGCUGAAAGAUAAGCCGUACGAUUCGUUGGAGAACGCGGUUUGGUGGACGGAACACGUGAUACGUCACAAGGGUGCCCCUCAUCUGCACUCUACGACAGCCGACGAUCCCUGGUAUCAGCGGCAAGACAUGGACUUGAUUUUCAUUAUUUCAACUGUGAUUUUGAUAGCUUUCAGUAUAACAUUAGUUGUAUUACAUAAGUUGAUUGUUCGCAGUAUUCGUGUGCUUAAACAUCGGUUGCCCGACAGCAAAAAGCACAAAGCAUAUUGACUCGUUCCAUGUAAAUAUCACAACAGAUGUAUUACAACGUUGAUAAUGUGUAUGCGUAAUGGAUGAUUGAAUAUAAUUGAUCCAUCAUU
Neodiprion fabricii is the source of this 1850-nucleotide messenger RNA. Its product is annotated as UDP-glycosyltransferase UGT5-like. Gene Ontology annotation, molecular function: UDP-glycosyltransferase activity. NCBI's taxonomy places the organism in Eukaryota, Metazoa, Arthropoda, Insecta, Hymenoptera, Diprionidae. The transcript is spliced from 5 exons. The record is from RefSeq and is a predicted model, not a curated record. The coding region runs from base 172 to 1761 and encodes 529 amino acids.